This is a messenger RNA of Lactuca sativa (garden lettuce), 2185 nucleotides long. It is a transcript of the gene SHOT1, whose product is annotated as Mitochondrial transcription termination factor family protein. Gene Ontology annotation, biological process: regulation of DNA-templated transcription. Gene Ontology annotation, molecular function: double-stranded DNA binding. The record is from RefSeq and is a predicted model, not a curated record. NCBI's taxonomy places the organism in Eukaryota, Viridiplantae, Streptophyta, Magnoliopsida, Asterales, Asteraceae.
UCUAAACGUAAAACCCCAACUAAGACACACUCAAACGGUCAAACCCAUAAAUCAUGCUUCUCCGGCGUACAAUCCCGUCGGCCAUGUCGUACGCCACCAGCCGGCACCAUUCCUCCGCCGCUAAAAACCUCAAAUCUCUCUCAAAAAUACCCUAUAAAUACAGAGCCAAAGCCACCCAACAAGCUCAAGAAGCCCUAACAGACUACCUUCACGCCGUCAGAACUAUACCUUACACAUUCGCGGAAAACAUCAGCAAAUACUCCGCCGUCUCUCUAUCUAACGUCAUGUCUAAAGUGAAAUUUUCGACAUCCGACUUCUCCAAAUCCUUACAGAGGUUCUUAAGAUACCACCCAGUUAACGAAUUUGAAUUAUUCUUCGAAAGCAUUGGCAUUGAUGUUAACGAUCUCGAUGGGAUUUUACCUGCACGUAAGUUCUUUCUAUCAGAAGAUUUAAAUGCGUUUAAUGCUGCUUGUACCCUUUACAGUUUUGGGAUUCCAUGGAAUAAAUUAGGAAUGUUGUAUAAAGAACAGAAAGCAAUUUUCGAUAAGGACCCAUGUGAAUUGAAGGAAAUCUGGAAAAGGUUUUUGGAUUAUGGUUUCACUAGUUCAUCUCUAAUUGGGAUUUUAUUGGUUUUUCCUCAUUUGUUAAAAGGAGGCACUGAAAUUGAUUCAUUAUUUCAUCAUUUGAAAAGGGUUAUCAUAGAUUUUGAUUUGAUUAACGAUGUGGAAGGCAAUGUGGAUGAAUGGAUUGAUAUCUGUAGAAAGAUUCAAUUAUUUUUCCAUUUCGAUUCCAGCAAACCUGACCUUUUUGAGAUGAUUGGUAGAAGCAAACACAUUUUGGUGGAAUAUUCAGAAGAAAUUUUAGCCGAAAAAAUCGAAUACUUUUCUAGAUUUAAUGUAACAAACAACGAGAUCCUGUCAUUGCUUCUUUCACAAUCAGAAAUCUUUGGAUAUAACUUAAAGAUUCCUGUAUUUUGUGUAUCGGGACUUCUAACGCACUUUGGGAUGGAUGAAGAACAUUUGAAUUCUAUCAUCAAGAAAUACCCUUAUGUUUUUGGUAGAAACAAGCUAUCUAAUCUACCCGAAGUAAUGAGAUCUUUGAAUCUUAAUCAAUGGUUCUUCAAUAAGAUAAAAGACGGGGGUCAUCAUAUACUAACUAGUUAUUCCAUUCCCAUUCCCAUUCCCAAUUCCAAUCAAGAUUUUGAUAAAGAUUUUCUUGAAAGUUUAACUAAAAUUCAAUCUUCUAGGGUGCCUAAUCACACAUUAAGUAAGCUCGAAUUCUUACACGCUAUUGGCUAUGGCGAAAACGGUUUAACCAUCAAAGUGUUAAAACAUGUUCAUGGGACAAGUAGUCAAUUAACCGAGCGUUUUAAUUGCUUAAUUCACAAUGGAAUUGAAUUUUCAAACCUUGUUAAGAUCAUUAGCUUAUCCCCAAAAAUAUUAAAUCAGCAAGCGGAAAUUCUCGAGAAGAAAGUAAGGUUUUUUCGUGAAGAGAUUGGCUCAUCUUUAGAUUAUCUUGAUGUUUUCCCGGCUUAUUUGUGCUUUGAUUUAGAGAACCGAAUAAAACCCCGAUAUAGAUUUCAUAUGUGGCUUAUGGAAACUGGUUUGUGUGAAAGAAACUAUUCACUUGCUAGCAUUAUUGCCACUAGUGAGUUGAGCUUUAUUGCUCGUGUGUAUAGAAUUCACCCUGCAGCUCCAAAGAAGUAUCUUGAAAUCUUUAUGAACCAACAUUGUGAUAGUUUUCAAGAUACUUGACAGUAUUGUAAAUCAGGUACACAGUGGUCUGCUAGGUGGUUGGCAUGAGAGCCUGAUAAGAACAGUAAAUCAGGUACACAGUGGCCCACUUGGUUGCAGCCAGAAAAGCACCAAAGUACCGCAAAACAUCAAGUGAGAUGUAAAUCAGGUACACAGGUGGCAAAUAGAAAAGCAUUGAAAAGCAUGAUGUGAGAUUUAAAUCAGGCGCACAGUAGCCCACUAGGUGGUAGACAGAAAAGCACUGAAAAACUUCAUGUCAGAUGUAAAUCAAGUACAUAUACAUACUAAUUAAUAUUUAUGUUGCUCUUAAAAUAAUUUUGAUUUUUGGGGUUAAUUUUUGUUUAUUUUAAGCAGAUUUGUAGUUUUAAUUUCGUGCAUUGAAUUUUUUGUAUUAUCAUUUAUUUCUUUAUAUACUUUUGUAAAUUAAAUUA